Messenger RNA from Ricinus communis (castor bean), 1798 nucleotides. RefSeq names its product pentatricopeptide repeat-containing protein At3g14580, mitochondrial. The coding region runs from base 11 to 1249 and encodes 412 amino acids. NCBI's taxonomy places the organism in Eukaryota, Viridiplantae, Streptophyta, Magnoliopsida, Malpighiales, Euphorbiaceae. Gene Ontology annotation, molecular function: protein binding. The transcript has a single exon. The record is from RefSeq and is a predicted model, not a curated record.
GGUAAGCAGAAUGUUAUCACGUUCAUUUCUUGUUCACAGUACAAAACCUCACCGGUUAAUGUUACAGUGCUCUGUUCUACCACAUCCAAAAUUCAUCAUUCAAGACCCAAUUCUCAUAUUCCUAUAUUUUAAUUCUUUCUCUGCUUUGCCUUCUUCUUCACUGUCACCUCCAGAUACCCACUAUAAGCUAAACCACAAAGACUGGUUAUCUACAACUGAAGUUAUGAGAAUUUUUGAAAGUAUUAAGGACCCGAAUUCAGUUUUUUCAGUAUGGGAUCAAUACACAAAUAGAAAAGACUAUAAACCCAAUGAAGCUCUUUACACUCUUGUCAUAAACAAGCUUGCUCAAGCUAAAAACUUUGAUGCUAUUGAAGAUAUAAUGCAAAGAAUCAAACUUGAAAAAUCCUGUCGUUUAUCAAAUGGUUUCUUUUACAAUGUGAUCAAGAUUUAUGGACAUUUAGCGGGUCGAAUCAAGGUAGCUAUGGAUACCCUUUUUGAUAUGCCAAGGGGUUAUAAUUGUUGGCCUGAUGUGAAAACUUUCAAUCUUGUGUUGAAUUUGCUUGUUUCUGCAAGGAUUUUUGACGUGGUUCAUGAGAUUUAUGAGAAAGCUCCUAUAUUGGGCGUUGAAAUUGAUGCUUGUUGUCUUAAUAUUCUUAUAAAAGGGUUAUGUGAAAAUGGGGAUUUGGAGGCUGCAUUUUAUGUGCUCGAUGAAUUUCCUAAACAGAGGUGUAAGCCUAAUGUGAGAACAUUCUCGACUUUGAUGCAUUACUUAUGUGCAAAAGGGGAAGUUAAUCAGGCAUUUGGGUUGCUUGAUAGAAUGGAAAAUGAGGGUAUUGAAGUGGAUACAAUUACUUUCAAUAUCUUGAUUUCGGGAUUGAGGAAGCGAGGAAGGAUUGAGGAAGGGAUGGAAUUGCUGGUGAAAAUGAAGCUUAAGGGGUGUGAACCGAAUGCAGGAUCUUAUCAAGAGGUUUUGUAUGGUUUGCUUGAUGCAGGAAAGUUUUCAGAAGCGAAAGACUUCAUGGAUAGGAUGGUCUGUGAAGGCAAUGGUCCUAGUUUUGUGUCCUAUAAGAAGUUGAUUGAUGGGCUUUGCAAGGAGAAGUUGAUUGGAGAAGUUGAUUGUGUUUUGAAACAAAUGUUGAAGCAGGGCUUUGUCCCAAAGAUGGGGAUGUGGAAGCAUAUUGUAGGCAGUAUGUUGUCAGAAAGUGGUGACUGUACCAGUAUCUGCUUUAGUCAAGUUAUUGGUGGCUAGCAUUAUGGAACCUUUUUUCUUUCUUUCUGAACAAUGAACCUUUGUAUUGCUAAAUUAGCUUUAGAAGUGGAUGGGAAAUGAUUGCCAUGAAGAUUGGUUGAGCCAAUCUUCUAAGUGAAGGGCUGCAACUUGUGAGCCGGGAAGCACUGUCUUCAAUUUGAUUUCCCUGAGCUGUUCUCUGAUUUCCAUUGAUUGGUUUGCUUGUCUAAUAUCUCAAUUGAUUUCCCUUGCUUGUUUCCUAUAACAUCAAUGUGGAUUCUGUAGUGUGAACCUGAUGCAUAAAAUUCGUAUACUUUGUUUCAGCAAGGACUAUCAUAGCUGCUUCUGAUCAGUGGGAAACUGCUUCAGAGAUUAAUUCAGCAGAAGCUGGAAAAUAAAUUCUCUUAUAUGUUUAUUCAACUGAAUCAUCUGCCAGAGCUCUCACUUUUGUAUUCCUUACAUUCUUAUGAUUUAAUUUUGAAAAUAAGCAAAUCUGAGUUUCAACUCUUGUAAGCAGAUUGAUAUUUCAAUUGAAAGAAAUAAGUGAAUUAAUGAGUGUUCCUUUCAUGA